Melanotaenia boesemani (Boeseman's rainbowfish) is the source of this 2083-nucleotide messenger RNA. RefSeq names its product transmembrane protein 230a (gene tmem230a). Gene Ontology annotation, biological process: synaptic vesicle transport. Gene Ontology annotation, cellular component: synaptic vesicle; endomembrane system. The record is from RefSeq and is a predicted model, not a curated record. NCBI's taxonomy places the organism in Eukaryota, Metazoa, Chordata, Actinopteri, Atheriniformes, Melanotaeniidae. Bases 1033 to 1398 code for a protein of 121 amino acids. The transcript has 3 exons.
UCAGAAAGCCUGGUUAAUUUUUUUAACUCCUUUUGUAUGACAUAUAAUAUGGACAUCUGAACUGCUAUGAUAAACGAUUAAAUCAGCAUAUCCUUGCUGAAGUAAAACAAACUUUGAACAGGAACUCGUGAUAAAGGUAUCUGACAGGUUUAUGUGAGCGCUCUUCUCUACUAUGUCAAGACAGAAAAUUCUUCUUUGUGGAUUUAGUGACUCUUGGGAGGUGGGCUCAAGUGUAAGGAUUUCUGCCAAGGCCAAAGUCUCCAAUAUGAGCAGAAUUGAGGACUUAAGUGAAGUCGGAUCACAUGUGCAGUCACACUUCCCAGAGCUUGUCGGGGCAGAUUGCUUUUGUGGUAUUUCUCUUGUGUUUUUCUCUGUUUGCAGAUGCUGGUUUGCUUCAAACAGUGAUGAUUGGUUGGCUCUAUGAGUAAACUGAUUUUAUUAACAGACUUUCUUGUGUGGAAUGAAUACAACAAUAAGCAGAAAGUUUCAAAGGGUGGCUGGAAAAAAAAAGGAUCCGUCAAAAAUUCUUUAAACAAACUAUUUAAAAGACUUUAUUGCUAAACAAACAUAUGUUAGGUAUGCAAAAAUCACUUAAUCCCUGUUCCUCUCUUCACGAGAAUCAAAAGUUCUCAUAAUAUAAUCCUUCUUCAGACACCUUGUAGAUAAAUGAAACAAAGCUUUCAAUUUGGAUAAAAUAGUGUUUUUAUUUUUUAUUUAGUUUUUACUGUUUAUAGAUGAAAAUAAAAAAAAUAGGAGAUAAUUGCUUUGUCUUUACAACCCCUUUUCCCGUUUUGGGUUGCCUUUUUGAGGAUGUGGAGCAUUCUUAAAGUCUGGGUUGUGUGUUAAAAAGAAGUUGUUUGUGUGUGUGUGUAUUUUUUAGCAAUCUUUCUUAUUGUGUUGCAGAUUUUUGGAUAAGUGAUUGUUGGAGCUGCUUUACAGAUAUAAAGAGUACUGUUUAGAAAUAGCAGACAGGUUGGAGGCUACCUUGAAUGAUUCUCUACAGCUCUCUUUCCUAACAGGUUUUAUACCAUAAUGAAGGCAGCUAGAAACAACAUGAUUGGUGCUGGAAUAUCCAACAACAAGGUCAAGUAUUCAAGGCUGGCUGCUGAUGAAGAUGGUUACAUAGACUUACAGUUCAAGAAGAGUCCACCAAAGGUCCCAUACAAGGCAAUUGCGCUGGCAAUAUUCCUGUUUCUGAUUGGAUCCUUACUGAUAAUCUUCGGUGCUCUUCUUCUGGCAGGAACCAUAAAGGUUGAGCAUCCCGACCGCACCAUCCCUGUCAUCAUCAUAGGCCUACUUGUUUUCCUGCCUGGAUUUUACCAUUUGAGGAUCGCCUACUAUGCAGCCAAAGGUUACCGGGGUUACUCCUAUGACGACAUCCCAGAUUUUGGUGACUGAGCUGAAUUAAAGCUGCUGCAUGUCGCAGCAUCUUCUCUCUUUUGACACAUUAUGUAUCCUGAGACUGAUGCCUGCUGCUGUUUACUUUCUGAAUGUAUUUAGUAAAAACAGCUAAAUGUUAAAGUCAUUUCACCAUGAAGAUUCACACUCGUCCAGAAGGGCUUCAUGCUGGAGCUUUGCUGAUACAUAUUUAUUCUAUUUGUGUAACUCUUCCUUUUUAUUUUUUUAUUUUAAUUUUUUUAGCUCUGUUUUUUCUUUCUCAUGGCUUUAAUACUCUUUGCACAAAAACCUGAAAGACCUCAGAUUUGUGCAGCUUUAGUACAGGAUGUCAGAUCACCUGUUAUUGUACAGGUUGACACACAAAUAAUGACAUUUCCUGGAUGAUUGUUGCUUUUUCUGUACAGCUGCGAGCACAUAGUUGAGAUUCUUUAUGCUCUUUCCACCACAGUUUCAAAACAUACCUUAAAUAAAAGUAUAUGUUUUAUAUUUCUUCAUAUGAUAUGCUGAGAUAAAAAGUAUGCAGUUCCAUUUCCAAAAAGGUUGGUAAGUGUUCUGAAAUGAGAUAAAACAUAUUUGCUAAAUCAUUUGAAGCAUUUUUUCUACACACACAAAUGUAAAGAGAUAAUUUUCUGUUUUUACUGACCAACAAAUUUCAUAUUUGAUGCCAAUAACAAACUAAAAAUCA